Messenger RNA from Cryptomeria japonica (Japanese cedar), 1886 nucleotides. RefSeq names its product protein ABCI7, chloroplastic. Lineage: Eukaryota; Viridiplantae; Streptophyta; Pinopsida; Cupressales; Cupressaceae. The coding region runs from base 54 to 1484 and encodes 476 amino acids. The record is from RefSeq and is a predicted model, not a curated record. Gene Ontology annotation, biological process: iron-sulfur cluster assembly. The transcript has 3 exons.
CAAGUGUUUAUGGCCAUGGAUGAUGACAUUCAUAAUUGCCUCAGGAAUAAUUUAUGGCGUUGGCCACAUCUCUCGUUGCUUCUCCUCCAUGUCUACAAUGGAGGAGAAGACCCACAGCGAACUUCCUGCCACUCCAAAGAAGAAGAAGUCUUUCAAUUAAAGCCAUAGCGGAUCCCUUUGUGCUAGAGCUUGCAGAGAAGCUGGAGGAAUCGGUUCUCCAAAACCCUAAGUCUACUAAAACGCUUUCCACCCUCAGAGAAAAAUGCACGCAAGAAGCGCUAUCUAGCAAAUGGCCCUCUGCAAAAGACGAGCCUUUUCGCUUCACAGACCUCAAAUUUCUCAAAGAAGCCACAAUACAGGUUGCCUCACAAGAGGAAACAGAAAAUCUCGAUUCAAACUCUUUGGACCAAUCCCUGGACGCAAAAUCACAGAGAGUGGUGCUCAUAGACGGCGUCUUGAAUAAGUCCCUUUCGCACACGGCCGGAUUGCCCGACGGAGUGUUUGCCGGAAGCCUCUCGUCCCUGCCAGAAACGUUUUCGCUGCCGCCGCUGGAGAAUGAUUGCGGUGACCUGUUUUCUUCCUUGAACGGGAUUGGAACCCGCGACCUGGGGAUUAUAUUUGUUCCCGAGGGCUUGAAAGUCGAGCAGCCGUUGUAUAUUGUUUAUUUUUCGCGGCAAGGUAGUGAUUUGCAGUCGGAGAUCUGGGUUUCGAAUCCUCGGCUUGUUGUGGUGUUGGGGAAGGGCGCAGAAUUGAAUAUUGUGGAGGAAUUUCGGGGGGGUGAGAAGAGAUCUUACUGGACUAAUUCUGUGUUACAGGUCAACUUGGAAGAGGAGGCCAAGCUCUUCCAUUCUUUUGUUCAGUUGCAAAAGCCCGGUGCCGUGCAUAUCAAGUGGACUUUUGUGCAACAGGGUACAUCCAGUAGCUACAAUUUGGUAGAGACAAGUACUGGAGGCAGAUUGAACAGGCAUAAUCUACAGAUUCAACAAUUGGGCCCUGACACAGUGACAGAGUUGUCUACUUUCCACUUAGCUGGUGAAAACCAAAUACAAGAUCUACAUAGUAAGAUCAUUUUAGACCAUCCAAGAGGCUAUAGCAGGCAGCUCCAUAAGUGUAUUGUGACACAUUCCUCUGGGCAUGCCGUCUUUGAUGGUAACGUGAAGGUUAACAGAUAUGCCCAGCUUACUGAUGCUGGUCAACUCAGCCGAAGUUUGCUUAUGGCACCUCGAGCUACUGUGAAUGUGAAGCCGAAUUUACAGAUUGUAGCUAAUGAUGUCAAAUGCUCUCAUGGAGCUGCAAUAAGUGAUCUUGAUGAGGAUCAGCUUUUCUAUUUUCUAGCACGUGGAGUUGAUGCACAAACAGCCAGGAAUGCACUUGUAUUUUCAUUUGGGGCAGAAGUGAUGGAGCGCAUUUUCGACAAAGAUCUACGGAGGAGGGUUGAAAAUGAUGUCAGAGAAUUAUUGGCUGCAGAGGGAGCGAUUCGUUGAACUCUUUCCAGUUUAUCAUGGACGGAGGUUGAAGUCUUAACUGACUCAGUAACAUAGUUAAUUAGAAGAAUUGAGGAUAAUCAUCAACCUUUUUUUGAAGGCAUUUAUUGUUCUGUUUUGAAAUGUAUAAGUUUACUACUAGAAAUAUGUAGUACUCUGGUAAUCGAUUUCAUGAAGCAUGGCCUAUGUGCUAUGAAAUUUUGAAGAGCUUUUAUGUCAAAAGGAGCAGCAGAAGCCUAUUUUAGAUAUGUUUUAAAAAUUCAUAGAGAUGCAUUCAUUACAGAUUAUUUAUUCUUUUUGUAGCAAUCUUUAGGACACAAUCCUAAUGAUUUCAGUUUGAUGUUUGUAAUUGGUCAUGGGUAAUAUUGAUUUCAAUGAAGUUUCAAAAUAUGGUCUACUCGC